Messenger RNA from Diplodia corticola, 1197 nucleotides. Its product is annotated as pre-mrna-splicing factor cwc25. The record is from RefSeq and is a predicted model, not a curated record. Gene Ontology annotation, cellular component: U2-type spliceosomal complex. Lineage: Eukaryota; Fungi; Ascomycota; Dothideomycetes; Botryosphaeriales; Botryosphaeriaceae. Gene Ontology annotation, biological process: mRNA splicing, via spliceosome. The transcript is spliced from 3 exons. The coding region runs from base 1 to 1197 and encodes 398 amino acids.
AUGGGAGGAGAUCUCAACUUGAAGAAGAGCUGGCAUCCGCUCUUAAUGAGCAACCAGCGGCGAGUAUGGGAGGAAGAACAGAAGGCGCUGGAAGAGCGCAAGCGUAUCGACCAGAUGAUGAAGGAACGUGCAGAAGAACGCGCAAUCCAGGAAUUACAGGAAAUGCAAGAAGCCGCAGGCGGCAAGAAGAGGCUAAACCGCGUAGACUGGAUGUACUCAGGCCCUUCCAGCGGGCAGAAUGGCACCACAGAAGAAAUGGAGGGCUAUCUACUCGGCAAGCGCCGGGUCGACAACCUGAUAAAGAACGAUGAAACCAAAAAGCUGGAGAAGAAUGCUGGUCAGGAGACUUUCAUGGACACUCAACCAAGCGUGAGCAACCCACGCGACAACGUUGCCAAGGCGUCGAUGGAUCCCAUGGCGGCGGUCAGGCAGCAAGAGCAGGCAGCGCUGGAGACUAUGAUGAACGACCCCGUGCGUCGUCGCGCUCUUCUAAGGGAGACAGGGGGGGCAUCGGAGGGAGAUCGAAAGCAUCGGAAACACCGCCACAGGGACGAGGAGAGCAGGCAUCGCAGCAAGCGUCACAGGAGAGAUGACGAUGACGAGAGACGAUACAGCCACCGCUCACGCCAGCAUCGCGACUCUCGUUCGCGGUCACGAUCGCGAUCUCCUCACAGACGGAGCCGUUAUGACGAGGGACGUGAGCGUCGACGCGAUGAAGAGCAUGAUCGCAAGCGGGACUCCUACAAGCGCCGUGACUCUGAGCGUUCGCGAUCUCGUUCUCCUUACACGCACCGUAGGCGUGAUGAGCGUCGUGAUCGCGAAUACUCCAGCAAAGACAGCCAUCGUGCCAAGGCAGCCUCGUCUCGUUCACCAUCUCCUAAUCGCCGCAGAGGUCCACCUCCAAGGACCUUCCAGCAACGAUCCUAUUCACCCAAGCCAACGAAAGACGAUUCCGAAGAGCGUGCUAGGAAGCUCGCGGCCAUGCAAUCGAGUGCGUCGAGUCUCGAAGAGGACAGGAAGAAGCGACUGGCUGCGAUCGAAGCUAGAGAGGAGGAGGAACGUCUGGCAGACGACAAGAAGCGCUCGGAAAAGGGACGGUUCGUUGCUGGUCUGCAUCGUCAAGCGCAGGAUAACAUUGGCUUGGGCGAGCGCCUGAAGAGGUCUAGAGGAGGCCUCGAGAAGCUUGAGGCUUACUGA